GGCCCCGACACCUCCAUGAAAACGCCUGUGGGCGUUGCGAGCCGCCGCCGCCUCCCCGCCAGCCUCCUCAGAGGAGCGGCGGCCUCAGGCGCGGCCCCCCCACCCUCCGAGGGGCAGGCCCGCCCCGUCCCGUCCCGCCUCGGCUUCCCGCUUCCUCCCGCUCCGCCGCUUCCAGUCCUGCGCGCUGGCCGCGCCCCCGGGCCGGGCCGGGCCGGGCCGGGCGAGGCGGGGGCGGGCGGCCGAUCGCGGCCCCCCGGGGAGCGGCUCAGGCGGGGCCGCCGCCCGCGCCGGCAGGGAAGGAUGGAGGCAGAGGGCCGGGGCCCCGCGCCGCCGCCGCCGCUCCCUCCGCCGUCCCCCGACAGCCGCAGAGGGGCCGGGGCCGAGCCCCAGCCCGCGGCGGGUGCCCCGGCACCGGCCCGGCGGCCGCUGCUCGCCGCCGAGGUGCUGGCGUUGGACGAUGAGGAGGACGACCUGGAGGUGUUCAGCAAGGAUACGUCGCUGGCUGAGGUAAACUCAUUCAGUCCUUCAAUGCCAAUAUCCCCCUCAUCAAUGAUAAACCAGUAUAAAUUUGAAGAUGAACCAGAAUUAAGAGAUCUCUUCAUUACAGUCGAUGAUCCUGAAAGCCACAUUACAGCCAUUGAAACAUUUAUUACAUACAGAGUAGUCACAAAGACAUCUCGUGGUGAAUUUGACUCCAGCGAAUAUGAAGUUCGAAGGCGAUAUCAGGAUUUCCUUUGGUUGAAGAGCAGACUUGAAGAAGCACAUCCAACACUGAUUAUUCCUCCAUUGCCUGAAAAAUUCAUAAUGAAAGGAAUGGUGGAACGAUUUAGUGAUGAAUUCAUUGAGACGCGAAGAAAAGCUUUACAUAAAUUUUUGAACCGUAUUGCUGAUCAUCCAACUUUAACUUUUAAUGAAGACUUCAAAAUUUUUCUUACUGCACAGGCCUGGGAGCUCUCCUCACACAAGAAGCAGGGCCCCGGUUUGCUGAGCAGGAUGGGACAGACUGUCAGAGCUGUAGCAUCCUCAGUAAGAGGAGGAGUUAAAAAUCGUCCUGAAAUGUUUACAGAAAUGAACAAUUACGUGGAAACGUUUAGUCAGAAAAUAAACGUACUAGACAAAAUAGCUCAUCGAAUUUACAAAGAAGAAAGGGAGUAUUUUAAUGAAAUGAAGGAAUACGGCCCCAUCUACACACUCUGGUCAGCAUCAGAAGAAGACACAGCAGACUCCCUAAAAGGCGUUGCCAGCUGCAUCGACAAGUGUUGCAAGGCUACGGAGAAGCGAAUGGCAGGGCUCUCCGAAGAUCUGCUGCCGAUCUUACACGAAUACGUUCUCUACAGUGAAAUUCUGAUGGGUGUUUUGAAAAGGAGAGACCAAAUUCAAGGCGAGCUCGACUCCAAAGUUGAUGCUUUAGCCAAUAAAAAGACAGAAAAAGAUCUGUUCUCAGAAGAGAUAGGGAAACUUGAAGACAAAGUCGAAUGUGCCAAUAAUGCUCUGAAAGCGGAUUGGGAAAGGUGGAAGCAAAACAUGCGGUGUGACAUGAGAUCAACGUUCACUAAUGUGGCUGAGAAUAAUCUCCGUUAUUACGAAGAGUGCCUUGCUACAUGGGAGUCCUUCCUAGCAUCUCAAAGAGUGGAUCUUCAUGUGGAAGAAGAUUCUGAAGAUAGGCCUUGAGCAAUCUCUCUGCUCCAUCUCUGCCUUUUCCAUGCAGUUUCUCCCAACCAAAGUGCUUUAUACGAGAUCAGAUACAUUAUUAAAUUUAACUGUUAAAAAUCAGUGAAAUGCAGGAAACCAGCUUAUUGAAAACUCAGGUAUUCUAAUCCUGAAAUACAUUUUGGCACAUGCUAUAUAUUGCUUUAUAUUGCUUAGCUGUGAUUUUACAUAUUUUUAUGCAAGUGUUUGCAUACAAUUGUAUUCAUAAAUAUAGCCUAAUUUGGAUAUAAAGUAUUUUAAAUAUGUAAAAAUAGCUCAAUUUUAAUAAAAAGUUUAAUAAGGAAA
Molecule: messenger RNA, 1995 nt
Organism: Phalacrocorax carbo (great cormorant)
Lineage: Eukaryota; Metazoa; Chordata; Aves; Suliformes; Phalacrocoracidae
Source: RefSeq, a predicted model, not a curated record